This is a messenger RNA of Setaria italica (foxtail millet), 1285 nucleotides long. RefSeq lists its product as uncharacterized. The coding region runs from base 1 to 981 and encodes 326 amino acids. NCBI's taxonomy places the organism in Eukaryota, Viridiplantae, Streptophyta, Magnoliopsida, Poales, Poaceae. The record is from RefSeq and is a predicted model, not a curated record. The transcript has 3 exons.
AUGGAUAAAAUGAUAGCUGUCGGCUUGGGUGCCGCGGGCUGCGACGGCAGCGUUGGAUUGGAGCAGGAGGCGAUGGCGGUACUGUACAUGGACGAGGGUCUUGGUGUCGAUGGGGCUCCCCUGUACGAUGGCCGCGCGCUCAUUAGGUGGGACUUCGACCUCCACCUGUACAGAUCCUCAGAUUCCAAAGGGUGGAUCUCCAAGCGGUUGUCAGUGAAUGAGUUCGAGAGGGACAAGCUUAUCCCUUUACCUCGAGCAGUCGACAGGCUGUACCACGAGACGGAGAAGACCAUCACAAUUGGUGGUGAGCAUGGCACGGUCGCCUGGGUGGACCUCUGGCGUGGCAUCUUCUUUUGCGACGUGCUCAAGGAAUGCCCACUGCUCCAGGAUGUCCCACUGCCAGUGCCGGCAAGGGGUGACUGGGAUCGCCUCCUCAGACAUUGUAACCCCAGCUAUUUGCGGGACGUAACUAUCAGCCGAAACAAAGACUUGAUCAAGUAUGUAGAGUUGGAAUUCUUGUACCGAGAAGAGCUGAAUGCCACCCCUGUUUCCCACACUGACUGGGUGUGCAAUAACUCAAGGAAAUCCCAGGUCAUCCGUGAUGGCUGGAAGUCCACAACAUGGAACAUGGCAAUACCGGUUGGUUUGGGGGAGGGCUGGCACCGUGACUGUGUAAUUGACGUUAAAGACGUCAACUUGGAGGCUAGUGACCCAUGUCUUUCUGAUCUCAUGGCUAUGCUGAGCAGCAAGACCACACGAACAUGGAAGGAACUUCCAGUGGCAUGCCCCAUCCUAAGCAUGGAUGAUGAUGUCGUUUACUUGCUUUCUCAAACCAGACCCAGGUACAUGGACAAGUUGGAAGUGAUAUUUGCUAUUGAUGUGAGGAAGGCAACAUUGCGAGGAUUGGCUGAGCUUGAUGUCCAGAAGAGCACCAUUUUCUUCCCGAACUUCUGCACAAGUGAGAUCUGCAGGGGUACCUGAGCAGUAUUAAGGUAACUUCUGUAUGCUGGUAAGUUCCCUUUAUGUUUUUAUGUGCGACUAUAUGUAUGAAUGCCAUGCUUGCCAUGAGAACUAGUGAAUCACUGUGUUGGUACCAUUCUGGUUUCAGUAGGGUCUAGAGCUUAGCAAGUUAGUGCAUCUAAUUCAGGAGCUAUGGCUUGAUGACAGUGUGAUUCAAUGGAGGGUUAUUGAUAUGACUUGUUCUGUACAGUGUUGUUGAUGUUGUAUAUCAGUUGAUGAAACAAAUCCUGGCAAUCCAAUAAAAAUAAGUUUGUGUUAAGCUGAA